CACGAGUGAGUUGAGACAUGAAACAAGAAGAGCAACUCGUACAGUUAGCCAAAAAGACUUGGUUGGAAAAACAGCAGCCCGUUGUGCGAGACGAGAAAUUAGUGGAAUACUUGUUUCCUUUUACAAGAGACACUACUAGUGCCAGUAUAUUGGAUAAUUUGGAAUAUUUGCGGUUAUAUUUAUGGCCUUGCUAUUGUCUUGGAAGUUGUAGUGACUUGCACGUCUUUAGCAUAGUCAACAUGGUUUGUGAAAGUCACACGGUUACUGAAAAUGGUUGGGACUGGAUUACCGACGAAGAAAUCUUUGGUUCCUUUUUUCGUCAUCUUUUAUCGAUACCUACUGAAAAUUGUUUAGACUAUUAUGAACAAGAGAGAAGAGUAUUUUUUCUGUUAUUGGCGUUUAGAAGACAAGAUUUGAGUUGCUUGAGGAAGCACACUUUUCCUCUAAUAUCUUUAUCUCUUUUUGUUCACAUUUCUCCCGACACUCGAAGCAAGCAACUUGAGAGAUAUCCACAACUGAAGAAAAUGUGGAGAAAGGUUGAAGUAAAGAAGCAAGAUUGCCAACAAAGAGGAACAGCUUAUAUCGAGGCCGAUUUUAUUCCUUACCUUGCACGACAAGUAGAAAAAACUUUAGAAGCUCAGAUACAAAUACGGCAGUCUGAAAGUGCAAUCGAUUCUCAACAAUAUGUUUAUCCUCUACGCUAUUUGGAACGGAUUCUGGAAUUGUUUGUUGAGUUAUUGUGGCAGUUGCCAACCCGACGUUUCUUUUGUGUCUUUUUGAAUGACUAUCAACUCGAUGUAUCGCUCAAAUUGCUUUUACGUAAACAUCAAGAUUGGGACCAGCUUUCUAAUUUACAAAGUUUUGUGGAUAUGCUUUAUUUCUAUAAAAGGUUUCCCAUUGAUAACGAUAAUGGAGAACCUUUGACUCGAGAAGAAUUAUUAUUGGAAUAUCAUGACAAAAUUUUGUCAUUACAAAAAUGGAUAUUCAAACACGUACCCAAGUUGAAAGAAUUGGCAGUUGUAGGAGCUUCUCAAUUGACAAAUACCGAUUAUUUGUCAAGUCAACUUUAUACUCUGACGGAGAAACAAUUGAUUCAGCUUGCUAUCGAAUUAGAAUGUCUGCCCUAUCGUGGUGAGAACAUUCAGGUGGAUUCUUCUCUUUUAGUGGCAUGCAUUGUAGACCAAGUCAGUUUUUAUCCUUGGAAAUAUGAAACUUUCUAUAAUAUUGCUUCGAAUCCUACCGAAAAGGAUAUUUGGGAUGAUACUCUCUCCAGUUUGGAAGAAGAAUUAUAUUUAGAUGAGCCACUUGCCUUACCCAAGCUCAACUUACAGUAUCUAAGUAUGGGGGAUUUUGUAUUGCGACAUUUUACAUUGUUUCGAAUGGAAGCUGCAUAUUCUAUACGUCAAGAAAUGGAAGAUGCUUUGGAGAGGCUAAAUCCUUGUUUAGGAGAUAUGGGAAGAACUCAAUUUAGAGGAUGGUCUCGAAUGAUGAUUCCUUUGAAUAACUUAUCCAUAUAUGAAAGAGCCCCUACUAGACUAGAUUCGGAGGUUCCUCAAUAUGUGAAAAUGGAUAUUUCUUAUGACCUUGAAACUAUUUCUUCUUCUGAUAAAUAUAGACAAGAAUGGGAUCAUAUUAUGGGAGAGAAUGAUAUAUUAUUUCUAUUGAGUAUUCAGAAACCAAUGGAUGGAACUGAACAAAAAGAACAACUUGGAUUUAUAGAAAGGUAUGGAAUAGUUGCAGUUCGUACCUUUCAAGUAAUUGGUCUUGUGGAUAUUGAUGGAAACGAGAUUCCCUGGAUGGAAAAACAAUCUUAUUUGUCAAAAGCGGUUUCUACCAGACGAACCAUACGAGGAUAUUUGGAUGCAACUCAGUUUCAGAUGGACCAACAGGAAUUGCAAGGAUUAUAUUCUAUGGAUAGUCCUGACCAUUUUAAUUUGGUAAUGAGACGCAAACCACAAGAAAAUAACUUUCGAGGAGUUUUGGACACUUUGAAGGAUGUCUUUUUACAUUAUUCUAGUUUUAUUCCCAAAUGGUUGUUGGACACAUUAUUAGGUUAUGGAGAAUGGGAGUCUUCAUUUGAAUGCUUUCAUGGAAAACAAAUCAAUUUAGAAGAUACUUUUAUUUCUUUAUCUCAUAUGGAAAGUUGUUUGAAGAGUAUGAAUAUUCCUUCUUAUUCUAUUACAAAGACAGGAGCGACUUGUGAUGAUUAUUGGCAAUGGCAUUUUUAUUCCAAAGAUAACGACAACCAUAAUAAUAAUAAUAAUAAUAAUAUGUUGCAUGUAGAAGCUGUGCCUUUUGAAAAGGAAUAUUUAGGUCCUUAUCCUAUAAGAAAGCAUAAUCAAGUCCCUUUUACAGUUAAACAAGUGGAAGCCAUCCUUCAUGGCAUGAAACAAGGAUUAUCUCUCAUUGUAGGCCCACCAGGAACAGGGAAGACUGAUGUUGCUGUUCAAAUCAUUUCCAAUCUUUAUCAUUCUUUUCCAGAAGAACGCAUAUUGUUAGUGACCCAUUCAAACAAUGCCUUGAAUGAUAUUUUUGUCAAGAUUCUACAAAGAGAUAUCGAUCCCAAAGAUAUAUUAAGACUGGGUCAUGGUGAAGAGGAGUUGGGAUUGAUGGAUUCCUUUAGUCGAGAAGGUCGAGUCAAUUAUAUGCUACAAAAGAGAUUGGAUAACUUGCAACAAGUGCAAGUUUUAGCAGAUUCCAUGUUAUUACCCGGUGAUUAUGGUUAUUCGUGUGAAAAUGCGCUAUUGUUAUAUCACACUCAUAUAUUACCUUUGAAAAGGGAAUUCUUUGUUCAGCUUGAUCAAAUACAAGAAGAAGAAUCCAAUGCUUCAUGGAUAGCUCAACAUUUUCCAUUUUACAAGUUUUUCUCACAACACUAUUCUGAUGCUUCGAGUAUUUUCCGUGGAGAUUCCUAUCAACAAGACCUGCAAUCAGCAAAGGGUUGUUUUCGUUAUUUGGAUAAAUUGUUUGAGGAACUAGAAGCCUUCAGAGCAUUGGAACUUCUUCGCAAUCAGAAAGAGAGAGGAGAUUAUGUGUUGUUGAAACAAGCAAAAAUUAUUGCAAUGACUUGUACUCAUGCAUCCAUACGUAGAAAGGAUUAUCUAGAAAUGGGUUUGAAAUACGAUACUUUUAUUAUGGAAGAGAGUGCUCAGGUAUUGGAAGUGGAAACUUUUAUUCCGAUGAUAUUACAAAAACCAGAUUUUGGCUGUAAUGAACCUCGCUUGAAACGUUGUAUUCUAUUAGGAGAUCAUCAUCAGUUACCUCCAGUGGUCAAAAGUAGAGCUUUAGCAAAGUAUUGCAACUUACAACAAAGUCUUUAUACACGUCUAUUGCGAUUGGGUGCAAGUCCUAUUGUAUUGGAUGUUCAAGGAAGAGCUAGACCAAGUAUUGCGGAUAUAUACCGUUGGUGCUAUCCUCAUUUGAAAGACUUGACUACUGCAAUGGAUGACUGUUCGAGUUUUCAACUGGCCAAUCCCGGAUUUCGCUUUGAAUAUCAGUGGAUAUCCGUUGGUGAUUGGCAGAGCGAAUCUCAACCUGUACCCUAUUUCUAUCAAAAUCUUGUAGAAGCUGAAUGGAUUGCAGCUGUCUAUCAAUAUAUGAGAUUAUUGGGAUAUCCCAGAGAAAAGAUAUCCGUUUUGACUACUUAUAAAGGACAGAAAGAAUUGUUAAAAGAGGUUUUGCAACAUCGCAUUGCUUGGAAUCCAUCGUUAGGAAUGCCAAAGACAACUACCGUAGAUAAAUAUCAAGGGCAACAAAAUGACUAUAUUUUAUUAUCGAUGGUACGAACUAAACAUGUCGGACAUAUAAGAGACAUUCGGCGUUGGGUUGUAGCAACUUCGAGAGCUCGUUUAGGUCUCUAUAUCUUUGGUUAUUUGCCUUUGUUUCAACAGUAUCCUGGUGAAUGGAAAGUUGGAUUGGAGUUGUUGUCUAAUCGAUGUCAUCAUGAAUUACAACUGGUUACCGAGGAAAGAUAUGGAGCUAUUACUAGAAAGUUGAAUGAUAUCGUUGUUGGACCCGAUAGACUAGUAGAAAUAAGUGAUUGUGCUGAUAUGGCAAAGUAUAUUCAACAACUGGUUCGAAGUCAUCCUACAUGGUUGCCAUCAUAAAAAAUGUCCAACGUUGUCUUAUGUGUCAUUUUGUGAAUA
Messenger RNA from Galdieria sulphuraria, 4145 nucleotides. RefSeq names its product tRNA-splicing endonuclease positive effector-related protein. Gene Ontology annotation, cellular component: catalytic step 2 spliceosome. The coding region runs from base 18 to 4106 and encodes 1362 amino acids. Lineage: Eukaryota; Rhodophyta; Bangiophyceae; Galdieriales; Galdieriaceae. The transcript is spliced from 27 exons. Gene Ontology annotation, biological process: mRNA splicing, via spliceosome. Gene Ontology annotation, molecular function: helicase activity; mRNA binding. The record is from RefSeq and is a predicted model, not a curated record.